AUAUAGAUCUAACUGACGUAGAAUUCAAAACUCAUGUCCGGAAACCAGAAAACAUAGUCAGAAUAGUCAGAUUUGACAGCAGUUUGCAUGUUUGUUAUUUUUCUGCAGUCUAUAGUUUAUUCUCAGGCAUCACUUCAGGACAGCGGCCAACGCAAUCAAAUACACACUUGUUAAACUGCAGCGCCUGCUCAGCAUCCAUCAAUUAACCCAUCUCGAUUGGAGCACUUCUGUGAUGUUCGUGGCUGGUUAGAUAUUUAGUAGGGACAUUUGCUGAUUACUUUUGCUUCAUAUUUAUAAUCGUUCUAGUUAGAUAGAUUUUUUUUGCUUUGGAGGCGUUAUGGAUAAAGUUUAGGAUAAAUGGAUGAGGUUAAUUUUACAGAAUUACUAAUGAAAAGGACAGAAAAUUAAGCUGCAACGGUAAUUCAGUCAAUCGAAUAUUCUCUGAAUAUAUGCAGCCCGCAUCUUGCGUAUUAGACCUGGAAUAGAACUAGAUAAGAGUUCUCUAUGGAUUCAUUUUGGCCAGCCUAACGCGCUAGCCAGCUCAGGCUGCGUCGUCAACUGUCAGCGGAGAGGAAAUUAUUUCCGGAAAAUGAAGAUUCCGUUAUAAUGUCGACAGAAAUGAAAGUGUUUUGUACUGCCUUUUUUAUUUUUGCUCAACUACAUGUUCUGGCUUUUGGUUUUAACCGCACUGCAAAGUUCAGACCCAACUUUGUGAUGGUGAUGUCCGAUGCAUUUGAUGGAAGGCUGACCUUUGACCCUGGGAGUACAUUGGUGCAGCUCCCUUAUACAAAAUACCUGAGGGAACAAGGGGCUGUCUUCCUCAAUUCCUAUACCAACUCUCCCAUCUGCUGUCCAUCUAGAGCAGCCAUGUGGAGUGGUCGCUUUGUUCAUCUAACUCAGUCAUGGAACAAUUAUAAGUGCCUGGAGGGUAAUGCCACCACAUGGAUGGACGUUCUGCAGGAAAAUGGAUAUCACACCAGGAGUUUGGGAAAACUGGACUUUACAUCCGGUGGCCAUUCUGUGAGCAAUCGCGUGGAGGCCUGGACGCGGGACGUGCCUUUCCUGUUGCGACAGGAAGGCCGUCCCGUGACGGACCUGAGGGGAAACGCAUCCACAGAGAGGGUCAUGACCAAGGACUGGAAAACCACGGACAUCGCUGUCCAGUGGAUCCACCAGACCGCCGCGUCCCUCCGCCAGCCAUUUGCCCUCUACCUGGGUUUAAAUCUGCCUCACCCCUACCGCACAGAUUCCCUGGGGCCCACUGCUGGGGGGUCAACCUUCCGCACCUCCCCCUACUGGCUGAAAAAGGUGUCUCAUCAGAACGUCUCCGUACCAAAAUGGCUGCACUUUUCAGAGAUGCACCCUGUUGACUACUACUCUACCUACACCAAGAACUGCAGUGGCAACUUCACCGAACAGGAAGUCAAAGACAUCCGCGCCUACUACUAUGCCAUGUGCGCAGAGACCGAUGCCAUGCUGGGUGCGGUGGUGGAAGCCCUGCGUGACUCGGGCUUGCUCUCCAGCACGGUCCUACUGUUCACCUCGGACCACGGCGACCUGGCCAUGGAGCACCGGCAGUUCUACAAGAUGUCCAUGUUCGAGGGCAGCUCGCACGUCCCCCUGCUCGUGGCCGGUCCCGGGGUGAAGGCGGGGCUCCGGCUACACGAGCCCGUCUCUCUGGUGGACAUCUACCCCACAAUGCUGGAUCUGGCGGGAGUCUCCGCCCCGGGCGGUCUCAGCGGUCACUCGCUCGUACCCCUGCUGUCCCGGAGCGCCGUCCCCCCGGCGGAGCCCCGCCCCGACUGGGUGCUCAGCGAGUACCACGGCUGCAACGCCAACGCCUCCACGUACAUGCUGCGGCAGGGAAAGUGGAAGUACAUGGCCUACGCUGACGGGCUGAGCGUCCCUCCACAGCUGUUUGACCUCUCCAGUGACAAAGAUGAGCUGCACAACGUGGCGGCCCAGUUCCCUGCAGUCUGCCAGCACCUGGACAAACUUCUGCGCAGCGUGGUCGACUAUCCCAUCGUUUCCAAGGAAGUGCAGCGCUACAACAGGCAGCAGUUCAGCAGCUGGAGGCAGAGCCUCGGGGACAGCUAUGCCAGCAUCAUCGCCGGCCUCCGCUGGCACUUGGACUGGCAGAGGCACCCCGACCUCUACGAGAAAGCCGUCGACGAGUGGCUCAAAGCGUAGCCCCGCCCCUUCUUACAGAGCCGCACAAACCUCGUGUCGUCCGCGCCAUGCUCCCACUUUCUGAUGUUCUUGAUGAUGUGCACUUAGCUGUCCUCCAUGAUCGGAAAACUAUUUGAGCCAAGGCUAUAAUUUCAGUAUUUCUUUUUUAUUUUAAUGGAAUGACUUCAGUGUUCAAUUCCUUGGCUUACCAUGAUCAAAAUUAGCUGGAGGGAUGCAUUCAAAUCAGUUUUACUUCACUGUUCCUUGCUGAGGAUGAACCGCAGGCCUAUACUGAGUAGGGAUGUGAACAACACUGUAAUGUAAUGUAAUGUAAUACUGAGUAGGGAUGUGAACAACACAGAUUUCUGACCGUUGACUAUGCUGUCUGAACUUUAUUUUAAAUGUUUGUUGUAAGAUACAACUCAAGGGUAUAACUUUGGUUUGAAUAUUGGGGGGUUGAAAUGCAUAGACCCCGAGAAUUGCAACCCUCUUUAAAUUAAGGUAGGUAUGAUUUCAGUCAAUUUAAUUACUCCUCCAUCUCCCACUUUGCAAAAUGGAUGGACUUCUGAUAAUUUAAUUGUAAUUAAAAGGCUGUUUUGAGGAAA
Messenger RNA from Anguilla rostrata (American eel), 2774 nucleotides. It is a transcript of the gene arsk, whose product is annotated as arylsulfatase family, member K. The record is from RefSeq and is a predicted model, not a curated record. The transcript has 8 exons. Gene Ontology annotation, molecular function: arylsulfatase activity; glucuronate-2-sulfatase activity. The coding region runs from base 607 to 2190 and encodes 527 amino acids. NCBI's taxonomy places the organism in Eukaryota, Metazoa, Chordata, Actinopteri, Anguilliformes, Anguillidae.